Molecule: messenger RNA, 3104 nt
Organism: Sardina pilchardus (European sardine)
Lineage: Eukaryota; Metazoa; Chordata; Actinopteri; Clupeiformes; Clupeidae
Gene: dzank1
Product: double zinc ribbon and ankyrin repeat domains 1
Exons: 20
Coding region: 128-2422 (764 amino acids)
Biological process (GO): eye photoreceptor cell development
Molecular function (GO): protein binding
Source: RefSeq, a predicted model, not a curated record
AGUAGACUUCACUGACGGGCAACAGUUGCAACGCUAUCGACGUAGCAUCGGGUGUUUUUUCCCCCCUUUCAGAUACAAAGUUGCAUGUGCCGCUGUGUUAGUUGGUGAGGGGGUCUCGUUGACAAACAUGACCGCAGGCAGCGUCACCGUGCCUCUCAUCAUUCCGAUACGGGUGCCGCCGCCGGGGAAACCUAAACAUGAGGUAGACUCUGCCACACCGGUCGAGAUCAAAUCAGACACCUGUGACGUGAGCGUGUACUUCACUCUGGAUGGCACCAAGCCGGAGCUGAGCAGGAGGAGACCAGGGCUCGGGGAGGGCAGCACCCUCAGAUACACCUCACCUGUCUGCUUACCUGCAGGGAAGGUGACCGUGAAGGCCCUGGCCGUCAGAAGUGAUGGCAGGGAGAGUGCUGUUGUCACCAAGGUGUUCCUGGUGGAACCUGCCGUCCAUGGAGAGAAGGACGACACAGAGACCAAGAUGGGCGACGAACCGGACGCAACUCUCCUGUCCACUAGUGUUGAGAACGGUUCCGGUGACGUUCCAACAGGCAUGAGGGCAUCCAUUGGUUCCAUCUGCAGAACCCCCUCAGGCCCCCGGUUCCUUAGCCAGCGCCUGGGGAACCCGACUCCCACAAGGGGAGUAUCGGGCCCUCAACACACAAAGAGUGUCGACGCAGCAGAGAAUCCUCUCAGAAACCUGACCAACACACACAUGUCCAGAAUUCAACGAGAGACCGACUUUCUCAGGUGUUCCUCUUGUCUGAGCCAUCGUCCGGCGGACCCAUUUGUUCGGUUCUGUUUGAACUGUGGGGCCACCGUACCCCCAGUGCCAGGGCAGAGACUCCCACCAACCGAGGGAGGACAGAUGGCGGUGUGUGUGUCCUGUAAAGCGCUGGUUCCGGUGAACACCUCGUCCUGUGUGGUGUGUGAGACCCCCAUGGCCCCCCAGCUGCAGCCCCAGGCCAACCUCACACUGCAGGACAAAGUAAUCUGUCAGUCAUGUGGGACAGGAAACCCUGCACACAUCAACUGCUGUGUCACAUGCGAGGCCCGCCUACCACAGCCUGCCACACCAGUGUUCAGUGGCCUCAGUGCUCCCCCACUGCCCUGCUCCGAGGGCAAGAUGAUCUGCUGCUCCAAGUGCCGCCGCCUCAACCACUCAGACGCCCGCUACUGCGACUGGUGCGGCGCCAAGCCAGGCCAUGUGGCGCGGUACCUGACGUGUUCCCGUUGCGGGUCCAGCUCGCACCCCUACGCGAACUUCUGCGGCCGAUGUGGCGUGUUCCUGGAGGGGCCUCAGCGGGUGCAGUCCCGCUGCAGCUCAGCAGGGGGAGCCCUGCAACAAGAGAUGGCGUCCGGGGACGGUCGCGGUGUCGUCUGGCAGGUGCCCUCCGCCAGUGGGCCGUCCUUCCCGCAGACGCACAUGCUGGCGUCCGUGGCGGCGUCGACGGUGGAGUGUGUGGACGCGGAGACCCAGACGGCGGGGCUGUUCUAUCCGUCGGCCACGCAGCUGCACCGGAGAGACCAGCAGGAGGCGCUGCAGCAGCUCAGACAGGAAAUGAUGCGGGACAGGAGGCCGCCGCUCACCACCAUCAGUCCAGGAAGAGGAUACUGGCGAAAGCAACUGGAUCACAUCAGCUGUCACUUGCGCAGCUACACACAGAACAAUCUAGAGUUCCGUGGCCUGAUAGGAGAGCCUCGCAUGGGCCGGAUGGUCUCUGCAACGAUCGAGCAGGACAACUUUGAGGUCAGCCUCCGGGUCACUUUUGUUGCGGCCACGCCGGACAAGCCAAAGACUCCGGAGGAGGUGGAGCUGAAGAGGCCCAUGGCUCUGAGUGAGAUCGUUAAUCUGAGCAGCGUCACGGAGGGGGCAAGAGACAACAGACACGUAGCAGAGAACGGUUCCACUCCUGCUGGUCAGAGGAAAAUCCCAAGGACCCAGAAGAAGGCCGUGGAGAUACAGCCUCCAAUCAAAGACAGUCUGCUGCUGAAGGAGGUGGGGCCUGAAGGUGGGGGGCGUGUCGAGGAACUGCAGCAACUACUGGAGGAGGGAGCUGACCCAUCGUGUCAAGACAGUAAUGGUCAUCCAGCCCUGGUUGUCGCGGUAACAAACAGUCACCAUGAGGUCAUUCCUGUGCUGGUGCAACGAGGAGCCGACAUCAACCGCCAAUCAGGACCACUCAACAACACGGCGCUGCAUGUGGCUGCUGCCAUGGGCAACCGCGGCCUCAAGAGCGCCGAGACUCUACUGGGGUGUAGCGCCAGCCUGAAGAAGAAGAACACUCGCGGUCAGACGGCGUACGACGUGGCGGUCAGCUCCGACUGCCGUGAGCUGGUCUCGCUCAUCGCCGCGCGCGCCGGUCAGGGUCUGCUGGACCGCCUCGCCAAACCCAGAACCCGCUCAGGGCUGGACGUGUUCUGAGAACACUGACCCCGCGACCCGACUUGUGCUGGACGUGUUCUGAGAACAGUGACCUGUGACCCGACUUGUGCUGGACGUGUUCUGAGAACAGUGACCUGUGACCCGACUUGUGCUGGACGUGUUCUGAGAACAGUGACCCCGUGACCCGACUUGUGCUGGACGUGUUCUGAGAACAGUGACCUGUGACCCGACUUGUGCUGGACGUGUUCUGAGAACAGUGACCCCGUGACCCGACUUGUGCUGGACGUGUUCUGAGAACAGUGACCCGUGACCCGACUUGUGCUGGACGUGUUCUGAGGAAAAUUACCCCGUGACCCGAUUUAUGCCGUGGCCUUGGAGUCCCCAGUAUGCCAAAGCAGGCCAGUAUUUGUGACUACAGUCAGCACAGGACAUUGGCUCAUGUGAUGGAACCCCCCCGAAAUACCAAUGCCUUCGUUUGGGCACUUUGGAGUUGGGAGUUUGGAGCCUGUAAGCCCAAAGGUGUGCCUUUUAUAAAAAUGUGUUUUAAAGAAAUAAGAAAAAUAAAUUAGAUAAGGCCUCAUGCGAUUUGAUCAUAAAUGGACAGCCUAGACACAACGGCGUCUGGAUUGCUGUGCAAAUUCUCAGUUCUUAACAGCCGAUUGAGGGUGUUACUUGAAACGGAUAGCUCUGAAUGUAAUCCUGUGUGUAUGUAUGUGUGUGU